UUUCUUGAAAAAAAGCUUCUGCGGUGAGGGGUGGAUUGUGUGGCCGGAAAGGGCUUUGGUAUUGGAGAAGGAUCCAUUAUGUCGGAGACAGAUCCUAAGACAGUGCAGGACCUGACCGUGGUGGUUCAGAAUUUGCUUCAGCAAAUGCAAGACAAGUUCCAGACCAUGUCGGAUCAGAUUAUUGGGAGAAUUGAUGACAUGAGCACUCGUAUAGAUGAUCUGGAGAAAAAUAUUGCAGACCUCAUGACACAGGCAGGAGUGGACGAAGAGGAAAGUGCAAACAAGCAGCCGCCGCCGCCAAAAUAGACUGCGCUGCGGGACUCCCAGAUUUUAUACCAGCCCACUGGACAGCAGUAUCAUUUUUCCCAAUAUAGAUGGCUGCAGCACAUUUUUGUAAUAACUCCUUGUGACAGAGCGUUGAUUUCUUACUUGUAUUGUACAUUUGGGUUUGUUUGUAUUUUAUGAUUAUUUAGUGAUCUCAUAUUCAAGUCACCACACAAUAAAUGGGUAUUACACUUAGGUUGUUUUAAUGUAUAUAUAUUCCCAAAUAUAUUUCACUAAGUUUCACAGAAGAAGAUUUAUUCAUUCUAUAAAGGAAAUUGUGGUUCACUAGCAAUAAACUAGUUCUUAAGCCCAUGCAGUGCUGUGAAUUGUAGAAAUGACGGCAGUGCUGUUGAUUCUGUUUCUGAUCAGCACUUUGGUCUGUGCUGAACUAAUGUUCACACUGUAACAUAGGGCAUGGCAGAUCAAAGAGCAGCUGGCAGUGAGAUUUUAAGGGACACCAUAGCUUGAUAAGCAGUUAUUCAUUUUGUUUCACUUAUGGCAUAAUCUAAGGGCAUGGAUUACUGGCUCCUGCCUGUGGAGAAUAUCAUCGCUGAAUCAAACAAUACAGCAGUGCUGUAUGUACAAAAGCAAAUACACAAAAGUACAUGCAGUUAACCAUGUAGCUUAUACUUUUGUAUUUUGAUACACCUCCAUUUAUGACUGUUAGAUGGUUGAAAAUAAAACGGGACAACUUCA
Molecule: messenger RNA, 1020 nt
Organism: Xenopus tropicalis (tropical clawed frog)
Lineage: Eukaryota; Metazoa; Chordata; Amphibia; Anura; Pipidae
Gene: hsbp1
Product: heat shock factor binding protein 1
Exons: 4
Coding region: 79-306 (75 amino acids)
Biological process (GO): negative regulation of DNA-templated transcription
Cellular component (GO): nucleus
Molecular function (GO): transcription corepressor activity
Source: RefSeq, a predicted model, not a curated record